CUUCUCGUGUUGGCGGCAGUGCGCGCGGAUGGUAGCUGCGUUUGCGACGCGAGUGAUGCGAGGGUGGUGUAUAACGAGAUUGGUUAUGACAUUCGCGUGAGUUUUGAAAAGGGCGAGGCACAAAGGAAGGAUUACGUGUCGGGAUUGACCCAAUUCAAAUUGAAUCCGUAUGACUCAUCCGCGGACGCGUUGAUGCAGGGAUCGACGAGAUAGUGCGUUUUCGAGACAGUGGAAUAUACGUGCGCGCACGUGUUGUUUCCCCAUAAUUUUGUUGCUGUGGUUUUAUCAGGGAAAAUUCGCGGUGAAUCGCGCGUAGUAAUAGUUUUGCAGAAUUGUGAGACAAAUAAUCGGCACGUGUGCUUUUGUAACGUGCAUGGAAAACGGUUGAUCAUUUUAUAACAAUUAUCAUGGAAACUGUUAAACAUCUGUGGAAUGUCAAUCAAUUCAUGACGAAGCUGAAGACUCCACUGACCGCAGAACUACAAACGUGUUACAUGAAAAAAUGCAGAAACCUCAGCAGAGUUGUAGAAUUACCAAAACAAAAUUUUGGACCAUCAGUCAUGUGUCCACAUUGCGGCUCACUGUGGAGCACCGUGGAUCAUCAAGUCCGAAUAGCACAUGGUAGAAAGAUGUCUAAAUCGGUGAAGAAGAUUGUGCGGCGCAUGAAUGAAAAUGACGGAGAGACUCCGAAAGUCUGUGCCUCUCUGGCAAAGAAAUCUAUAAAAAAUGAAAAGAACAAAUUGGUUAUUAAGUGUUCCUUUUGCUCGAAGAAGACGGAGCUGCCAUUUGAAAAGAAAACCCGACUGAAACCACCCAGAUUGAAUGAUUCUGAGGCAAAUACAGUACAAAGUAGUAGUAAGAAGAAGAAGAAGAAGAAAUCUAAAGACAAAUUUGCUGGUUUAAAAAUUCCAAUUUCUACACCCGAACCACAAUUGAACAAGAAAGAUGAUGAUAAAACAUCUACGAAAAUACCUGUAAUCGCACCUAAAGUAAACAAAACGUUACCUACUAUCACGAAUAAAUCUAAGAAAUUGAAUAUACAGCGAUUAAAGCAAAUCGUAGAACAUAGUACGACUACGCCUAAGAAAAGGAGUAGCUUACACAGUUUUCUAGCAGAAUUAAAAUGAAAAUAAAGGUGCACGCGUCUUUUUCUUCGAGACACUCCUCCGCGGUCACUCCAGUGGAAUCUGCUGCUUUACGACCUGCAACAACGGAGCAUGCUUUAUGCACACCGAAGUUACAGAAUUUUAAUGCAUUCCCGCGGCACAUACUACACUCGUACACCUUAUUCACUUCGAUAUGCGCAUAAAAAAGUCAACUCACAGAGGAUGGGAGAAUCGUUAUUUACGCGGAGAGACUCGGCGAACGACCGCGCGAAUCUACGAUGUCGGGAUAACGCCGAGCGCUAAAUCUUUAUUUCGGUCCUCAACAGCGCACACGAGCAGAAUCCAAUAGAAUAGAUUUUAAAUUUUGAUUUCAACUCAGAAUUACUAUCAUUGAUACAUUAAAUAUCAGGAAUUCAUAAGCCAUUUUUGCAAACCAGUUAUGUCUAAUUCUGACGAAUUUAUAAUAAAUGUUAUAUAGAAAUCGUUA
Molecule: messenger RNA, 1593 nt
Organism: Ooceraea biroi (clonal raider ant)
Lineage: Eukaryota; Metazoa; Arthropoda; Insecta; Hymenoptera; Formicidae
Source: RefSeq, a predicted model, not a curated record